Messenger RNA from Anolis carolinensis (green anole), 6403 nucleotides. It is a transcript of the gene pum2, whose product is annotated as pumilio RNA binding family member 2. Gene Ontology annotation, molecular function: mRNA 3'-UTR binding. The transcript is spliced from 22 exons. Gene Ontology annotation, biological process: miRNA processing; regulation of mRNA stability. Lineage: Eukaryota; Metazoa; Chordata; Lepidosauria; Squamata; Anolidae. The coding region runs from base 307 to 3534 and encodes 1075 amino acids. The record is from RefSeq and is a predicted model, not a curated record. Gene Ontology annotation, cellular component: cytosol; cytoplasm.
GCUACCGCCGCCGCCACCGCUAUUGCUGCUGUUGCUGUGUAUGUCUGUCCCUCUCUUUCUCUCUUUCACUCGCCAUGUUGUUGUGAGUCUCCCUCACGGCGGCGGCGGUGGUGGAGGAGGAGGAGGGGGAGGGGCGGCGGCGGCGGUGGUGGUGGAGGAGGAGGAGGAGGCGGAGGAGGAGGAGGAGGAGGCGACGGAGGAGGGUAGGCGAGAGUGGCCGCGCGGGGCCAUUAUCGGCGCGAGCGCUGCAGGCGGAGGGAGCCCCCCUCCCCGAGUCCGUUACAGCCUGUCCGUUCUGUGGAUGAAAUGAAUCAUGAGUUUCAAGCUCUUGCACUAGAAUCUCGGGGAAUGGGAGAGCUGCUACCUGCCAAAAAAUUUUGGGAACCAGAUGAUCCAGCAAAGGAUGGACAAAAAGGCAUAUUUCUUGGUGAUGAAUGGAGAGAAACUGCCUGGGGAACACCACACCACUCUAUGUCUCAGCCUAUUAUGGUUCAGAGAAAACCUGUUUUUCAUGGAAACAGUGAAGUAAAUGCUGUCUUAUCGCCUCGAUCAGAGAGUGGUGGCCUCGGUGUGAGCAUGGUAGAAUAUGUACUAAGUUCUUCUCCAGCAGAUAAAUUGGAUUCACGGUUUAGGAAAGGAGCUUUUGGUACUAGAGAAGCAGAAGCAGAUGGACCUGAGAAAGGAGACCAGAAAGGCAAGGCUUCUCCAUUUGAAGAGGAAAAAAAUAGGGAUCUCAAACAAGGAGAUGAUGAUGAUGUUACUAAAAUAAAUGGCAGAGGUUUGCCAAAUGGAAUGGAUGCUGACUGCAAAGAUUUUAACAGUCGUACUCCUGGAAGCCGGCAAGCCUCCCCAACUGAAGUAGCUGAGCGCUUGGGACCUAAUCCAAGCACUGUGGAAGGACUGGCUUCCCUUCCUAAUCCUCCAACCCACAAGCCACUGGUGGAAGAAUUUUCAAACUCUGAGUCUCAGAAUUUGGAUGCUAUGGAACAAGUGGGUCUUGAUUCUCUGCAGUUUGAUUAUCCUGGAAAUCAGGUACAAAUGGACUCUUCAGGAGCUACUGUUGGACUCUUUGAUUACAAUUCACAGCAGCAGCUCUUUCAGAGGACUAAUCCUCUUGCUGUCCAGCAGUUAACAGCAGCUCAACAACAACAGUAUGCAUUGGCAGCAGCUCAGCAACCACAUAUAGGUGUAUUUUCGGCAGGCUUGGCUCCAGCUGCUUUUGUGCCAAAUCCUUACAUUAUCAGUACUGCUCCACCAGGUGCUGAUCCAUACACAGCAGCAGGAUUAGCUGCUGCAGCUACACUGGCAGGGCCAGCUGUAGUUCCUCCUCAGUAUUAUGGAGUUCCUUGGGGAGUGUAUCCAGCCAACUUAUUUCAGCAGCAAGCGGCAGCUGCAGCAAACAACACAGCCAACCAGCAGGCUGCAUCACAGGCACAACAAGGACAGCAGCAGGUUCUUCGUACUGGAGGAAGUCAGCGCCCUCUUACUCCCAAUCAGGGACAGCAAGGGCAGCAGGCAGAGUCACUUGCAGCAGCUGCGGCAGCAAAUCCAGCUUUGGCUUUUGGUCAGGGUCUUGCCACAGGCAUGCCAGGCUAUCAAGUACUUGCACCCACGGCCUAUUAUGAUCAGACAGGUGCCUUGGUGGUAGGUCCUGGGGCCAGAACGGGACUUGGAGCACCUGUCAGGUUGGUGGCUUCAGCGCCUGUUAUCAUCAGUUCUGCAGCUGCACAGGCUGCUGCAGCAGCUUCAGCUGGAGGAACAGCAAACAAUAUCACAGGAGCCACAAAUGGGCUUUUUCGUCCCCUUGGUGCCCAGCCACAACAGCAGCAGCAGCAGCAAGCAAACAGCAGUCUACAAUCUAAUUCAUUUUAUGGCAACAAUGCUUUGACCAAUAACUCCCAGAGCAGUUCACUUUUUUCACAUGGUCCUGGCCAACCAGGAAACACAUCUCUUGGCUUUGGAAGCAGCGGCUCCUUAGGAGCUGCUAUUGGGUCAGCUCUUGGUGGAUUUGGCUCAUCUGGGAGAAGAGUAUCCUUAAAACACACUUUUUAUGUUGGCAGUUCUGCAAGUAGUAGUGCCACAAGGAGAGAGUCUCUAUCUACUAGUUCUGACUUGUACAAAAGAUCUAGUAGCAGCCUAGCACCCAUAGGGCAGCCAUUUUACAAUAGUCUGGGAUUUUCCUCCUCUCCAAGCCCAAUAGGCAUGCCUCUGCCAAGCCAAACUCCAGGACAUUCACUUACGCCACCGCCAUCACUUUCAUCACAUGGAUCCUCAUCCAGUUUGCAUUUAGGAGGAUUAACCAAUGGUAGUGGUCGCUAUAUCUCUGCAGCACCUGGAGCAGAAGCAAAGUAUCGCAGUGCAGCAAGUACCUCCAGUCUCUUCAGCUCCAGCAGCCAAUUGUUUCCUCCCUCACGACUCCGUUACAGUAGAUCUGACAUUAUGCCUUCUGGGCGUAGUAGGUUGUUGGAGGAUUUUAGAAACAAUCGCUUCCCUAAUCUUCAGCUAAGAGACCUGGUUGGACACAUAGUUGAAUUUUCCCGAGACCAGCAUGGCUCUAGGUUUAUUCAGCAGAAACUAGAACGAGCUACUCCGGCAGAGCGUCAGAUGGUAUUUAGUGAAAUUCUGCAAGCUGCAUAUCAGCUGAUGACAGAUGUGUUUGGAAACUACGUGAUACAGAAGUUCUUUGAGUUUGGAAGUAUUGACCAGAAGCUAGCACUUGCAACUCGCAUUCGUGGGCAUGUUCUCCCAUUAGCUCUGCAGAUGUAUGGUUGUCGUGUCAUUCAGAAAGCAUUAGAGUCCAUCUCACCUGACCAGCAGGUAAUUAAUGAAAUGGUGAAGGAACUAGAUGGCCAUGUCUUGAAAUGUGUGAAAGAUCAAAAUGGAAACCACGUGGUUCAAAAGUGUAUUGAAUGUGUCCAGCCACAGUCACUCCAGUUUAUUAUUGAUGCUUUCAAAGGACAGGUGUUUGUCCUUUCAACUCAUCCUUAUGGGUGCAGAGUUAUUCAGCGUAUUUUGGAGCACUGCACUGCUGAACAGACUUUGCCCAUUUUAGAAGAACUUCAUCAACACACAGAACAACUUGUACAGGAUCAAUACGGAAACUAUGUCAUCCAGCAUGUGUUGGAACACGGUCGUCCUGAAGACAAGAGUAAAAUUGUUACUGAAAUUAGAGGAAAGGUUCUCACUCUGAGUCAGCAUAAGUUUGCCAGCAAUGUUGUCGAAAAGUGUGUAACUCAUGCAUCCCGUGCUGAAAGAGCUUUGCUUAUUGAUGAGGUGUGUUGCCAGAAUGAUGGUCCUCACAGUGCCUUAUACACCAUGAUGAAGGACCAGUAUGCAAAUUAUGUUGUUCAGAAGAUGAUUGACAUGGCUGAACCUGCUCAACGCAAGAUUAUAAUGCACAAGAUCCGGCCUCAUAUUACAACCUUGCGGAAAUACACCUAUGGCAAACACAUCCUUGCCAAACUGGAAAAGUAUUACCUGAAGAACAGUGCUGAUCUGGGGCCAGUUGGAGGACCACCAAAUGGAAUGCUUUGAAGACACAUUCAAGCAGCAAUCUAGAUGAUGAAUUUUAUUGUGAAUUAUCAAAACACGCAACUUAACUAAAAUGUUGUGAUUUUUUAAAAACCUAUUUAUUGACGUCAUCCAUUUGUAAAAAAAAGUAUUCAUGUGUAUAUUUAGGGGGAAUGAAUUUGCAACAUACGGCCAUUUCUUAUCAGAGACCUAUCAGGUUGCAUGGCUCACAAAGCACAGAAUGCCUGUAAAUGAUGUAACUAUCAGAAUUGUGCUCACAUUUUGUAAAUUUUUACUUGUAAAGUCACUGAAUAAAAAUAGUUUUUAAAGGGAAAAGUACAGUAUUCUUUUAAUAUACUGGCUUACAAUCUGGUAGGUCUACCCAUCUCCAUAGUGCAACAUGUUUAUAUAAUUGUAUAUAGAAUUAGUUUUCAUUCUCCCCAUUGUGUGGAAUCUUUUUGAUAACAUUUGAAAAUAGAGCAGUUGCAUACUUAUUAUUUAACAUGUUACAGAGAGUUAAGUUCUGUAUUUUGAUGGUUCACAAUUUUAUAAUCCAAAUAGCAUUCAGGGCACUGCAAAUACCAGUUGAGGAAUGAUCAAAUGUAAACACUGAGGAACAAUUUCUACCUUUCACGUCAGAAACAGUUUUUUACAACAUAGUACUCUUUUCUCUAGAGUGUAUAAAAGCUGUGUAUAUAUCAUUAAAUAUUUAAUUGAUAGAAGAAGGUAGGAGAAUAAAAUCAAAGUGGUACUUCAGUCCAGCAACAUACUGUCCAAGAAAAAAGUAAACCUACCUUAAAUGACUAGGCAGAUAGCUGGCAUAAGAUAUGUGUGUUUUUGCUUUGCAUAUACAAAUAUAAGACAAGUUGAACGUGUUGAGCAUAUAUGCUUUGUGUUCUCACAGUAGAUGAAACUGUAGGCAUUUAAUGGAAAAGGGCAAGGCCUACUUAAACUUGAUAGCUCAACAUCUAAAGCAUGAUUAAAUAUUCAAAUAGCUUUUUGCUUCCUUAUAAAUAUAGGCAUUGUAUAAGUAUAGUUAAUAGAUGUAAGUUUACCAUUUGUAAACAGAUUUCUCGUUUUCAAUGUUUUACAAGCCUUGCUAAUGGAGUAGUGAUGCUUACUUUGGUUGUACAGAUGUACAUUUGUAAACCUUCAUGCUGUAAAUGUAAUUUGUUUUACCCCUUUUGGGAAGAAAAUUUGCAUUUUAGUGUAUAUUCAUACCCCUGUCCCUUUUUGCCCUGACAUAGUGUUGUAUAAUGUAAAUUUAUUUCAGCAAAUCAAGACUGAUUUUUUAAAAAUUCUAUCUUUAUAUGGUUUCCGAAACACAAACCAGCUUUCUUUUAUCUAUUACGAGGAAUUUUUUUGCUUAUAACAUAGCUAUUCUGUUAAUAUGGACAUUGGGAAACUUAACCAGUUUAAUCAUUAAUGAGAAUAGAGACAAAUUAAUAGACUGAAAUCUGAUUACACAAACCAGUGCUUCUUCCAUCUUAAAUGUGGCACGAUUUGUUUUUGUACAGAAGAGUACUGUAUUUUUGAACAGCUUGUUUCAUCCUAAAGCAAAUAUGUAUGAUACUGUCAAUUUUUCUCUGAACAUGACACUGUAACAGUAACAUAAAAAGUGUACAUUUACAAGCGGCCUUAUGUACAUUUCCCAGUUUCCUUUUUAAGGCAGAAUUGUGACCAUAUGUGUAUAAUUAAAAUCCUUUUUAAUCCUUUGCCUAUGAAAAUAUUUUGGAAAGAAGCUUACUUUCUAUAUUCAGUUUCUGAAAGAUAAAAAUGCUUUGUAAGUUGUUCAAGUCAGUAUUUUGUGCAAACACUCAUUUUGAUGGAAUAACAUAAGUACUUAAGUCGAUUUUGAAGGUAGGAACUUGACAAUUGAUAUCCUGAACUUGUUGAAGGCUUUCAUGUCCAAAAUCACUGGAGUGUUGUAUGGUUUCCGGGCUGUAUGAUCUUCUCUGAAGAUGCCAGCAACAGAUGCAAAUGAAACAUCAGGAGAAAAUGCCGCUGGAACAUGACAAUACAGCCUGGAAACCACAGAACACUCCAAAUCUCCUGGAUGCAUUUUUUUAUUUUUUUUUGCGGGGGGAGACCUUAGGAGAGCAGCACAUUUAUGUGAAACAGUUACUCUUGCUGUAAAAUGAAAGUUUGCCUAUAGCAAAAACGCAGUUGUGUUAUACUGUUGAUCAUUUAACAGAAUAGCAGAGUCAUACAUAAAAAUAUUAAAUGUUAAUUGUCACAGCUGGCAUUUAUAAUACCAUUUUCCUUGUAUAAAUUAUGCAGUAGCUGUAUAAAAAGUUGAAUAAAUAUCAAAUUAAUAAUAUUUGUGUGAGAACAGUUUUCCAAUAGGAAUAGAAGCCUAACAAUUUUAAAAUUUCUAAACCAGAGAAUAUAGUUGUUCAGUUUUACUUGAAAGCUGGAGGAGAGGUAUAUUUCCUCUCUAGUGUAUAAUAUGAUAAUGUUUCCACAAUUUUCUAGAUCGGCCUUGAAAGGUUAAUUUCAUAUAUUAUAUUAAUGUUGGGAGUCUGUUCUAUAAUCUAGUAGUUUGCCUAAGUGAAUUAUUUGUCUUCUAAUAUAGUAUGCUCUUUUCUGUUAUCUGACCAACACUUUUUCUGUUUCGUUUUAUGAAAUAUACUUGCACAAUAGAAAUAUUAGGAAAACAGGAAUCCCUUUUCUCACAUCAUAUAUAUGGGAGACAUGCUACGUUUGGUCAAGAACGUCUUUGUUUUCCCUCCUCUUUCUUCAGUCAUUUCUCUGAUGUGGAUUUGGGCAUGGAACAUUUUGCCUAGUCUGUUUAGGUCUGUUCUGCCUCUAGGCCGCUCUUAGUUCAUAUUGAAUACUGUAAUGUUCACUUGUAUUAUGCUGUAAAAAAAAUGAAAAUGUGUGAAUAACUUUA